AAAUGACUGAACGCACAGCAACAAACAGCGGAAUGGCGGGGUUUAUAUCGUCAAUCACAGACGCCAACAGUGACCUAGGUUAGCCAGGGGAACCUGUGCCUCUCUCAGCUGCUUGGUGUCCCUCCCCCCUUUUGCUGUGCCAAGAGACUACCCUCCCAUAGAGGAAAUGGGAGAUCAUCAUCAGGUCAAGACUUCCUUCCUUUUCAUCCAACUGCAGUCACCCUCCAGGGUCUGUCAGCACCAGCCUCCUGCUGGCUCUCUUCACUCAGUCACUUUAGAGGAAGGAUCUUCUACCUUAGCAGUUACAGACAGAACACAGAUUCCACCCAGGGACCCAGACAGCCUCUGCAAGGAGGCAAACAGGGAGCACGAAGGUGGAACUGUCCAGAAGGACACCUUAGAGGACAUCUUGGAGGACACCUCAUCAUCAGAUGAUUUACUGACUGUGGAGAAUACUACUGACAGUGUACCAGAUGAAGUGUCCUCAUCAGGAACGGAUACAGGGGUAGACAUCAGGACAGCUAACCAGGAAACCAUUCUAAAAGGAGAAAUUCCACCGUCAAGCUGUCCCUGUCCAACCAGGUAUGUGUCUCUAACUGCAGUAGACCACCAUUCUAAGGAGUGCUUGGACCCCGACCUUGAUAAAUCAUUGCUUGAGACAGAAAACUCUAGGGAAGGCUUAGAAUUCCCCGUUUGGAUCUUGCGUCAGGACACUGCAGAGACCAUGAGCAAGGCAAUUCCAUCUCCUCCUGCAGGGAGCUCUUCUCCACCUAAUUAUCCCAAAACGUCUUCAGCGCCAAGAGUGAGCUUCCUCUAUCCAUCAGCAGCAUCUGACUCUAAGAAUAAGACUCCAGGGUUCAAGCCUAAAUUGAGCCCGAAGCCCAGUGUGGUUCCUCCAGCCUCUGCACCGCCUUCCAGAGCACAUCGCUUGUCAACCACCAGCUGGGUGCACAGUGCCAAGCAGAAAGAGGAGGCUGGUGCGCUAAGUAGAGCACAGACUCCAGCAAGCAAGAGCCCAGAAAGGACAAGCUUUGUGUCAGCCGUCAUCGAGAGGACCUCGAAGCUCUAUGGAGAUGUCUACAAACCCAUAGUCGGCCAGAGUUCUUCCACUGUGACACCUGCCAGUGAGGCAUGUGCUAAAAGUGAACCUCAGCCAGAGGUGGAUGGUGGAGCUCCAGCAGUGACUGCACUGAGUGAAAAUACAGUAACUACAGCCUCUCAACAUACUGAAAACAGAGAAGUGCCAUCAGCCAUGAUGAACCCUGAGGCACCAGAGAAGGCUGAGACGUUUGUUUGGGUCAACAGCUCCUCUUCCCAUGCCCAGAGUGUUGCCAAGGCCAAGUACGAGUUUCUCUUCGGAAAGACAGACGACUCAAGUUCAUCAGACAGUGGUAACUCCCAGCCCCAGCCAGAAGAAAACAGUGCAAACGAUCCGUCCAUCCAGGAUGAUGACAUUGAUGAGACCUCAUUGUUUCUAGAGAUUGACCGGGAACUGGCCAACCUGCUAAGUGACCUCACAGCUCAAAAUCACAAUGCUGCAUCGACUGGCCAGGAGCCGGAGCAGCAGGCCAGUACGUCAGGAGACACCGCCUCGGCCAUGAUCCCUUGCAACGGCCACAGCGGGGCUUUCCCUUCCUCCCCAGGCAUGGCCAAUCAGGGCUCAGAGCUGCAAAAUGGCUGCCCUGAUGCCAGCCAAUCAGAGAGGCCAGCAGAGUCGCUCUUGACGUGCAGCGCGUUGUUUGAUUCGUGGUGCGAGGCGCUGAUUCAGGACCCCAGCUCAGCGGCUGCAGCCACAGAGGAGCUGAGCUGUCUGAGCGCUGGGCUCAGGAAUGCUCCCUCUAGCCAAAACAAACCCGCUGCUGCCCUCAGCACAUCUGCAGACAAAUCCACAUCUGCAGAGGAAUCCACAGUACCCUCCCCUCAGCCUGGAACUGAGACAGAACGGAAAGGGGAAGAGAUCCAAGAGGCUGGCCUUGGUGGGCAUUCCUCAACAGCAGGGCUGUUGGAUGCAUCUCUAGAGGAGUCCAGCAAGAUCCUGGCAGAGAUUCCAGGCAUCUUCACAGCAUUCCUAGAUGGGGGCAGGCUGCGGCCCCAGAAGAAACUGAGGUUCGUGGAGAGCCGGACAGAGGAGGAGGCAGUAGUGAAUGGAGAGCCAAGCUGUAGUAUGAAGGAGCAGCUGACUCAGGAUGUGGAUGGGCCUGCACACAACGGCACAUUUAAGGUCGCCGUGCCACAGGUGUGUGUGCUGAGCCCAGACAGCGAUUCGACUGAAAAUAGCUCAAAAAGGAGUGUAGAGGGAAAGGCCAGUGAGAGUUCAGAGGCUACGGAUGUCUUCAGCUGGCAGUUCGAGAGCAUUCUAGAGUCAGAGCGACUGCGCGGGACACACUACAGCAGCCUGGACUCUUUGGAUGCACUCUCAUCUUCAGCAGAGGAGACGGAUACUCAGCUGGAGCCUACACGGCCCCAGCUGGACACAGAGCCGGCCUUGACUCUGGACAUGCCUCUCACACCCAUGAUCCAGCAGCGGCUAAAAGAAAGCGGAUUGUUUCUGGAGCCAGGAGCUGAGAUGGGCUGUAGACAGGAGGUACUCAGCGUCACCGCCACUGGAAAGAGCGGAAAAGCGGCCCUGGAGGUCACCUCAUCCUUUCUGGACACAGGUAGUGAGGCAGUGGGCUUCACCAUAGGACAAGGUGAAGAAGCACUGGCCAAUGGCGUGAUGGACAGGGACACAAAAGAUUGGCUACAGGGCUGCCUGAGCAGCGAUGAGGGGUUGAAAGACGUGCUGUCGGACUGGGACUCGGACAUGGGCAGCACAGAGCCGCUGAAAGAGAACGCUGACACGCUCAACAACGGCCAUCGCGGUGACCAGGAGGCUGCACGACGCCUGGCCCGGCGCCUCUACCACCUGGAGGGCUUCCGCCGCUCUGACGUGGCCAAGCACCUGGGCAAGAACAAUGACUUUAGCAAGAUGGUCGCCGAAGAGUACCUCACUUUUUUUGAAUUCACAGGGAUGACCUUGGACCAGUCGCUCAGAUCCUUUCUCAAAGCUUUUGCACUAAUGGGUGAAACCCAGGAAAGAGAGAGGGUUUUAAUCCACUUUUCUAAUAGGUACUAUAAAUGUAACCCCACCAUCAUCGCCUCACAAGACGGAGUGCAUUGCCUUACAUGUGCUUUGAUGCUGCUGAACACUGACCUUCAUGGCCAGAAUAUUGGGAAGAAGAUGACGUGCCAGGAAUUCAUCAAUAACCUGGACGGGCUGAAUGCAGAACAAGAUUUCCCCAGAGAGCUACUCAAGGCGUUGUACAACUCUAUCAAGAACGAGAAGCUGGAAUGGGCAAUUGAUGGAGAUGAGUUGAAGAAAUCACUGUCUGAACUUGCAGACAAGGCGGACAAUGCCCACACGAAGAGCAUCAGCAGGAUCAGUAGUGGCAGCAACCCUUUCCUGGACAUCGCCCAUGACCCCAAUGCUGCUGUGUACAAAACAGGAUUUCUGGCCCGCAAAAUCCACGCUGAUAUGGAUGGAAAGAAAACACCAAGAGGAAAGAGGGGCUGGAAGACUUUUUAUGCUGUUCUGAAAGGCAUGAUCCUCUAUUUACAAAAGGAUGAGUACAAACCUGAGAAGGCCCUGUCAGAGGAGGAUCUGAAGAAUGCCAUCAGUGUGCACCACGCCCUGGCCAUCAAAGCCGUAGACUAUGAGAAGAAGCCCAAUGUGCUGAAGCUCAAGACGGCUGACUGGAGAGUCUUCCUCUUCCAAGCCCAGAGCCCCGAGGAGAUGGAGUCAUGGAUCAGAAUAAUCAACUCAGUGGCGGCCAUGUUCUCGGCACCCUCCUUCCCUGCUGCCAUCGGCUCACAGAAGAAAUUCAGCCGCCCGCUGCUUCCAGCCACCACCACCAGGAUGUCUCAGGAAGAGCAGCUGAAGUCACAUGAGGCCAAGCUGAAGCACAUCUCGACAGAGUUAGCUGAGCACAGGUCCUACCCUCCAGAUAAGAAGGUCAAAGCCAAGGAGGUUGACGAGUACCGCCUGAAAGAGCACUACCUGGAAUUCGAGGAGAAUCGUUAUGAGACAUAUGUGAAGCUGUUGAAGGAGGGGGUGAAGGAGCUCCUGAGUGGUAAAGAUAAUGAUGCAGCGCUGAAGAAAUCCCAGUCCAGCCCCUCCCUCAAUCAGGAGUCUCAGCCGGCCGCGGCUAAAGUCAAGCGCAACACAUCCGAGAGGAAGGACUACCGGCCCGAGACCCCCAAGGUCACAUAGGCAGUCAGUCUAUACCUGUCAAAGAGCCAUUAUACACAACAUGUGAAUAUAUUUUAAUGUAAUUUAUUUAUCUGCCACUGUUAUAACAGAAAACUGUUGUGUAAGAUGUAAUUGACUUGAUAAUUGUCCUCCUUAGACUGACUGGUGCUUGCGUAGCUGUUUGUACGGGACAUUACUUACAUACAUGUGGUCCUUUUAUUGUUUUUUUCUUAUUUCAUGUCAUUGUUGUUGAUGUUGCAGUCGUCAUUAUCGUGAUGAGCGUGAGAUUUAAUUGUGAGGCAUUCAACUGUCAUUUGAUUCGUUCUCUCUGUGUUCCUUCCGUCCCAAAACUUGAUUUGCCUUUCACUCAAGAGGGGGACAACUUCCUCGUCUACAAAUUAGUGGAGAUUUCCACAUCAGUUUCUUUGUUCAUACAGUAGGCAGUAGACGUGGUCUUGCUUUGAAGGUAAUUUCAGUAUGUAAAUGAAGUGAAUGUCGAAAACACACCACAAAUUAGACGAGUAAGGCUGCCGGAUAGAACUGACAGGAGUUCUUUUUUCCCUUUUUCUCCUAGAACGGAGAGCGGCAUUCUUAACGGACCUUCCGCCUCUCCAAGAUCUUUAUUUUUUCAUUGCAGCGAUGCGUUAGGAUGUAAAUACAGGACAGCCAUGCAUCAGUCCAUUAUAAAGGAGUCUCAGUGCAGUUAGUAGUUUCCUUAAUUAUCGAUUUCCUAUAGCAAACCAGAUACCCAAAUUAUUAUAUACUCACAUACAUUUAUUAUAUUGUACCAGCAUGUUACAGCUGUUUAAAAUAUGCCAGAUACAUUAUUUUGUAAUGAUAAAGAAAAAAUAGGGGUACCUAACAAGGAUCGUUCGAAGCUGCAUUGAGUUAUAUUUACAAAACAUGGCUUUUCAGACUGCGGAAUGAUGUUAACGUUAACAUCAUUGUUUGUGCAGGCGAGCCAUUUAUUUUUUUAACUGUUAAAGUACAAAGUAUACUUCUGCUUUUUUGAGUAGUGUAAAUGCCAAUGCUCCUUUUGUGUAUUUUAUAAUCUUCUUAUAUAUUUGGAUUUCUAAUUCUCAGUUCAGAACAUUAUUGUUGUAAAGAUUAAAUUAGUAUUUAUAGUGCACUUUAUGACUUAGUUCUUUUGAGUAUUUAGAGCUUUAUAAAAGGUAGUGAUAUGUUUCUUACCUACAUCACAGGUUUUUCAGGCAGUACUUAAUCGUGUUUCUCUUAUUGAAGGUACUGAGCUGAAUGAACGUCUUUUUCGUUUGUUUUUUUGUUUGUUUUUGUUUAGUUUUUUUUUCUCGUCAGCUCGAACCGCAACGUGUUAGUUUGUCGUGGUUCUGUAGUUUUGCUGUCAUAGUUAGGUUGUUCAAAGACAAAGUUUCCUGUAAGGAAGCUAUUUUCAGUGCUGUAUAACAUGGAAUUAUUGCCUUUCGUGAAGUUAUUAUUGACUUUAAGAUGUCACUUUGGCUUUUUCAUUAGCGAUAGAACUGAUAUGAACACUAUGGACAUUUUUACAUUUGCUAACUUCACACCAACAGAUGUUUUCCAUACCAGACGUGACUUUUUUUGUCAUUUUUGAAGGUUUCAACUGCAAAAUUUUCAUUUUAAAAAGGUGAAGAGUAGCCAAGCUAUUUGAAGGUAUUUUGAGUUAUGUAAAAGAAAAUAGGCUAGUUUACACAAUCCCUCCAGUUUAAAAUGUUGUUUACUUGAAAUGUAUGUAUUGAGGACACUUUAUUUUUAUUAUAAUUUAGUUUUUUUAUUGUUUCAUUACCACACACAUAUAUGGAAUUUGAAGAAUACAAGUAAUGUAUGGAAAAGAAAAACCCCAUAUCCACAUCACAUUUCUAACAAGCUCACUCGAUACAGUUUUGCAUAUCUUCUGUCCUUUUCUGCUGGCUUCGCUGUGUAAUUGCUACGCGAACAGCUUUGUUAUUAGCGUGCUCUCCACUUGUACCACUAUUUUGAGUAUAUUAACAGUGAAGCACUUGUUUUUUCGUGGGUCACUUUUGCAGUGGAUAUAGGUUUAUGUCUAGCGACUUGCAUUCAGAGCCGCUUCCCUCCGCCUGGAAGGCCGUAUGAAGAGUCUUUACGUAACUGUUGUUUAUUUCCAACUACGUAUGCUGACCAAACGGUUUCCCUUGAUGAUAUUGGUUAUUUUUACUCUGGCAGCAUCCCUUUAUCAGGGGAUACGUUGCUCAAGAAUUUUUGAAUCGUUCUUAGUAAUUAUUUUUGAUAGAAUAUGAAAGCUUUACAGGACGGCACAAAUUGUUAUGGAAACUGAGAAGUACGUUGUUACAUUGUGGGUCAAAUUAAGUUAAAAUAAGACAUUAAUGUGUGUUUUGUUUGCUUUAAAUUGUUUUAUUUAAUGUAGAACAUUUUAACUGGAACAUAGGCAUUGUGUUUGUUUUCUCAGAGGACAAAAAAAUGAAGGGUGGAAUAUCAGUCCACCCCCCACCCACCUGGAGUAUAGCUGUGUGAUAUUACAUUUAUUCCAACUGAAAUAUGGUGAAAUGUUGGAUCUAAGCUUGUGUAGGCUUUGUUGCCUCAUUACAAAGAUGAGGUGGUAACAGCUUCAUCAGUUUGCUGUAUCAAAUUAUUUAACUUACGUUGGUGUCAUAGACGAAACUAGGUCAGGCAGGAGUUUAGAGGGGUUCAAGAAUCAAGACCAAAGCAGCGUUCGUUCAAUUCAACACCGUAACUGAAAUUAUUACAUAAUGCUGUUCUAAUGUACAUGCUACAUUCUCCAAUUCAUGCUUAUAGGCACUGCAAAAUUACAGGUUUUAAGGUGCCCCCUCCCCUUUAACUGGACUGUUAAUAACAUUUUAAAAAGAAAAUUGGAUGUUUUAAAAAGACUGAGUUUCGUUUUUGUUGUUGUCUUUUUAAUCUUGACCGGUCUCUUGAAGUACUUAAUGUUCGGCUGAGCAUUAACUACCCCAGUCUGAAACAAAGCCAUCAGAAUUCUGUCUUAAGUCUGAUCUUCAGCAUUACUACCCCGCAUUUUCCUGUCAUCCUUGUUAGGAUAGAAUCAGUCAUGCACCUCUUAUUGUCAGUAACUGAAAGGAGAGCAGCUGACUUUGUAGAUACUCACGCCUCAGUAGACAGUGAUGCACCUUAGCCUUCAGCUAGGCUGUUUGGUCUCCAAACAAUGCAUAGAAAUAUCUCUCGAAGCUGUGAUCUUGUACAAUCCUUUAACUCUGUAAAUGUUGUUAAAUAUAACUGUUGCCCUGUGUGCAGAGGAUUCCAUUUUCUUGCUCGUUCAAGUGAUCUCUUGGCAAAAGAGCGUGUCUUACGCCCUCCGGCCAAGAUCAGGGACACAGUGCUGGUGUCAUACAAACUGUAGACGGUUUCAGUGAAUAAAACACAGUAUUUAAUUCAU
Pygocentrus nattereri (red-bellied piranha) is the source of this 7613-nucleotide messenger RNA. RefSeq names its product pleckstrin and Sec7 domain containing 3, like (gene psd3l). The record is from RefSeq and is a predicted model, not a curated record. Gene Ontology annotation, biological process: regulation of ARF protein signal transduction. The coding region runs from base 167 to 4249 and encodes 1360 amino acids. Gene Ontology annotation, molecular function: protein binding; phospholipid binding; guanyl-nucleotide exchange factor activity. NCBI's taxonomy places the organism in Eukaryota, Metazoa, Chordata, Actinopteri, Characiformes, Serrasalmidae. The transcript is spliced from 18 exons.